UAAAAAAAAUCGUCCCCUUAUUACUCUUUGUAUCCGUAUUUAGAGUUCGUGAAAUAAAAAUCUUUUCGAUCGAGUAAUGAUAAAAUGCUCGCAGACGCAGAUGAACCCGACGCUCGUAAAAUCGUGGCUGCAACGCGGUGAAUUCGAGAAACUCGAGAAUGUCGUUCUCGAAGGACGCGGAGCUCGCCUGUUAGGUGAACAGUCGCCGGACCUCAGAACUCGUGUCUUCCUUAAAGGACUCCCAAAUUACUUGACGAAAAUCUCUCAAGUGCACGAGGCAGUUGCCCGAGGUUCCCUAGCAGAGACGCAAAGACUCAUCGCGGAGGAGCCUAAAAAGAAGUUGGCGAUCGCGAAGGAUCCAGCUGGGAGGCCAUUGCUCCACAAAGCUGUCUACCACGAUCAACAGGACAUCGUCGAGUGGCUCGUGCAGAAUUAUCCUAUCACUGUGCAGCAGAGAGACAGGGAAGGGAGAACAGCGUUACAUUACUGUGCAGCUUGCAAGGAUCCGGACGCGAUUUGGGAUGUCCUCAUAGAAGGUGGUUGCGACGCAAGUAUCUGCGACAAAAAGGGCAAUCCGGCGGCUUACUAUCUGGAAAACAGCUCGGAGAUCGAACUACCGGAAACGGAGAGCAUGCACCGGCGAAAAGCCAGCAGUGCGAAAGAGCCCCUGGACGUCAAGCCAUCUAAUAUUAGAAUAUGGAUCCACAAUCGAGAUAUCGGCAAACUACAGCAGGUUUUAUGGGAAGGGCACGGAAACAAAUUGCGCAGGGAGACCAGCAACAACCCACGCGUGAAAAGGUUCUUGGAAGCUGUGCCAUUUAUCAUGGGCACCGUAAAAGAGGUUCACACAUCAGCAGUGCAAAACGACAUAGAGGAACUUCGGAAGAAAAUAGACUCCACUUCGCCCAUUGUUCUUUGUAGCAAAGAUUGCAAUGGUUUAAACGUCCUGCAUAAGGCCGCUGGAUUGGGUCUCACAGAAAUGACCCGGGAGAUCCUGUCGACGUAUCCUUCGGUCGUGGAAGCGCAGGACAACGACGGCAAGACGGCGUUGCAUUAUGCAGCUUCGGUGAAAGAUGAUGAUUUGUACAACUUGUUAACGGAGUAUGGGGCCGACGAAAGCAAAUUGGACAAUAGAUCAAAGGCUGCAGCUUUCUAUAAGAACCGACCUUCGGAUAUAGAUCAAACACUUCUAACAGUAAUACCGGAAGCACCUCGUGUUUCCGGAACGUCGUAUCCUAAACAUUGGGACUGGAGGAUCUUGGAAGCUGAGGUUCCAAGAGGGAUGAAGAAGGCUGUCAGUGCGGAUAUUGACAGUGCAUUUGGCAGUGCCGAAUCUGCUUCGAAGAAAUACAGUAGAUCCAUGGAACAGAUAAAGCGAGCAGAGGGCGAUCAGAAAGGAGAGGAGUCAGAAAACGUCGAAGGGGCGGACGCCGAAGAAGGUGUUGAGCAGGCUGAGGAAGCUGCGGAGGAGGAAGAGGCAGCCGAGAACGAAGAGAACGCCGAAGCUGCAGAAGAUGCAGAGGCUGCGGAGGAAGCCGGCGAAGAAGCAGAGGCUGAAGAAGCAAAGGCUGAAGAGGCAAACGAAGAACAAACGGAAGAGGCAGCAGCGAAUCCUGAUGAAGCGGAGGAGAAGUCCUCGGACGACGAUGUGGUAACAGGUGCGCCAGCGGAGGAAGCGGAAGAGGCCAAAGAGGAAGAGGAACCUGAAAAUGCGGCUGAGGAAGAAGAGGCCAAAGAGGACGCGGAACAGGAGGAAGAGAACAAGGAAGAGGAGCCUGAAAAUCCAGAGCCUGAGGCUGAAGAAGAAGAAACCAAAGAGGACGACGCGGACGCUAAGCCGGAGGAACAAGAGGACGAGAACAAGGAAGAGAGGAACGAGCCGAGCACCGGCGACUCCGGGGUCGAUGAUCCAGCGAACGACGAAGACCAGGUGAUCGCCGGCGAGCACGAGGAACUUCCGGACGCAGAGCUAAACGAGGCAAGCAUGUCGGCGGACCCGGAGAUCGAGAAGCUGAUGGAGAACGGGAACAUGGAGCAAUUAGCGACGUUGGUCCUCAACGGCGAAGGCAGAAGACUCGUCGGCAGACACUCCAAGAAUCCCGAGCUCCAGGCUUUCAUCGAUCGAGUUCCAUCGUACAUGGGUAAAAUUCACGCCGUGCACAUGGCAGCAAGAGAAGGAAAUCUGAGGGAUCUACAAAGUGCAUUGGAUCGCCGCAAGUUUGCAGUUGCAAGGGACGGAUCGUCCCCGCGUGGAUCUACGCCGCUUCACGUUGCAGUUGUAUUUGGAAACACCACUAUCAUCAGGUAUCUGGCAGGCAGGUUUCCAGAAACCACAAACGCGAUCGAUCUAGACGGCCGAACGCCCUUGCACUAUGCGGCAACACUCGCAGACAACGGCCAUUACUACAACCUUCUGCUGCAUUUAGGUGCAAAUCCUCAGAUGCAAGACAACUUCGGGCAAAAGGCUGACUAUUACAAGCAAGACCAAUCAGAAUUCUCACAUAAAUCAUUACUCCGUGAUUUCGGAGCGAACGAGAGCCUCGCCGACGAAAUGUUGACUGACAAAGUACCCGGAGGCGACACGGUCUCAGCUCGGCGAGACAUAACCGAGCCGGAGACCCUAGCUACCCUGGAGCGGUGUUUCCGGCUCCUGGCCGGCUCAAAGCAUGAUCAGCAAUUGGAAAUACCGAUAUUUAGAGAAGAGGAGGGUCGAUACUUAGCAUCGUCUCUCGGCGAUCCAUUGUUGAAAGGCUUAACGGAAGUGGCUAACGCGCGGCCAAAAGAUCCGGUCACUUAUCUGGCAACGUAUUUGUACAAUUUCGCCAAUAAAACGAAGAACGAUGAACAAGAGGAGGAGGCUAACGUUUUAAUUAUCCCUGAACGCGAAGAGGGGGUAGUAGAAGAUGGUGAAAAUGAGAAUCCUGAUGACGAUGCCGGUUAUCCGCAGAGUCCAGGCUCUGACGUGCCGGAAUCAGCUUUCAGCAACCCUAACAGAGAUGAACAUGGACAAAGCGUCGUCCAUUUCGCAGCGAUUCGUUCUUACGCGAAGGAUGGCCUGUUCCAUCUCCUUCAGGAAAGCCAAGUCAAUAUUGGAUUCAGAGACGAAUUGUAUAGGACUGCAAGAGAUGUCGCCGAAUUGGCAAAUAUUAGAGAAAAUGUCGAGGAAAUUAACCGUUACGUAGCUUACUUGGCAGCCAGAGGCGAAACCGAAAAGCUAGUGGAAUUGUUACUGGAAGGAUACGACCACAUUUUGGACAUCGAAGACGGAGGUGUGAAUAUUGUGGAUAUCGCGGCUGAACGAGGACGAGAUGCAACCGUGCAAUUUCUGCAGUCCAUACCAAAUUACGUGACACAACGCGAGGAAGUGCAUCACGAGAUUCGAACAGGCAAUACCGAAAGGGCGAAGGAGUUGCUGCAUAGGAACAAUGGGGGUGGAAAGUUGUUAGCGAUGGGGAAGAAUCCAAUGAGCAGAUGCGCCCUUCACAUUGCUGUUCUUCGCGAGAACGAGGAACUGGUCGAAUUCAUUGCCAAAAUGUAUCCAGAAACUCUGCGAAUCGGAGACAACUUGGAGAGAACCGCUUUACAUUACGCAAUGGGCCUGGAAUCGGUCGAACAGUUGAGCAACAUUCUGACCAAGGCGGGUGCAAAACGCACCAUCAAAGAUCUGAAAUCACGACAACCUUCCUACUACUUCAUGAACAAGUCCGAGAUCGAGAGGCUUCAAGAAGAAGAGGAACGUCUGCUGAAGUAGACGCGGCCGGACGAUGCUGACCCGCGUUUCGGUCAUUUUGCUUGAACGUGCAGUUCCGAUCGAACGAAUAUUCUAGGUCAGUUAACAGGGAGACGCAUGAAUACGACAAUGUGCCACUUUAUUCUGUGUAUUACGACUACUAUUGGACUUCGUUUCUCAAGACACGUCUGGUACAACGAACGGCUAGAAGCUACUAUCCGUAACCCCGUGUAAAAAAAAAGAGAUAAACAAAAAGGAUAAAGAGACGAUGGUUUUGUAUAACGUACCGACGUCGCAUAAUGUAUAUAUAUGAUACAGUGUUAGCGAUAGAAAUACUAAAUAAACGAAACAAAAAAGAGGAUA
Molecule: messenger RNA, 4093 nt
Organism: Megalopta genalis
Lineage: Eukaryota; Metazoa; Arthropoda; Insecta; Hymenoptera; Halictidae
Source: RefSeq, a predicted model, not a curated record